Auanema sp. JU1783 is the source of this 1014-nucleotide messenger RNA. NCBI's taxonomy places the organism in Eukaryota, Metazoa, Nematoda, Chromadorea, Rhabditida, Rhabditidae. The record is from the annotation of a GenBank genome assembly.
AUGUCUGAUAAGAAAAAUUUGAAAAGUAUGCAAAGAAUUGAUCCUUGUGCUGUUAAGAUACUGGAUAAGGCUGCUCAUAGUGCAUUGUAUAAGUUUCAAACUGACAAUAGAUCAUGGGAGAAAACAGAUGUAUGCGGUACUAUGUUCAUUUAUCAAAGAGCAGAUAAACCAUAUUAUAGUUUGAUGAUCGUUAAUAGACAAUCGCUUAGUGAUUUUAUAGAACCAAUUCAUGACAAUACUUGUAUAAGUAGAGACAAGAAAUUUAUUUUCAUGAGAAAAUCGGACGGUGAAAUAAAUUGCGUCUGGGUUUAUGAUGAAACAGAAUGUUUACGUAUUUUCAAGUUGUUAGAACGGUUAACGGAUGAUCUCAAGAAAGGAAAUAUUCCCUCAACAAACUGCGAAGACGAUAAGAUAUUCAGCGAUACUCCUGUCCCACCUCCUACAGUGCCAGAUAGCAAUAACUUACUGAAAAUGCUGAAAGCAGCUCAAAGUUCAAGUCCAAAUUUGUUCAAGCAAACUAGUCAGAGUUGCUCCGAAUCAUUGGAGAAGGAAUGUUCACCAACACAAAAUUUACCAGUUCUCUUACAAAAACUUCUGAUACAAGAACAGCCAAAAACAAUCAUCAAGACACCUGCUACUAUUAUGACCGCUGAUGAACUAGAAAAAGAUUUGUGUAAAGAUCUCAAUAAUACAGCUAAGCCGAAACAUUCAAAUUAUCAAGAUUUUCUCAAUUCGUCUUCUGCUGUUUCUCUUGUUGCCAUGUCUACACGUUCAGUACACGGAAGUGAGGCUGACCAAGACGGCGUUGAGGUAGAGUCUGUUGUGAGUGGAAAAGUUGCAUUGGACGACCCGAACUUCGCUGUUGGUUCCGGAAGCAACACUCCUCUUCUUGAUAAGUCACAGUUCAUAACAGCUUUCUGUUACUUGAUGCAAAACGAUGAUGAGUUUGUGGCUCAAAUUCAUCAAGCUUACACUGAUGCGAUAAACCGUCGACUUAGAUUGGGAGGACGUUAA